This is a messenger RNA of Phytophthora nicotianae INRA-310, 855 nucleotides long. RefSeq lists its product as hypothetical. The coding region runs from base 1 to 855 and encodes 284 amino acids. The transcript has a single exon. The record is from RefSeq and is a predicted model, not a curated record. NCBI's taxonomy places the organism in Eukaryota, Oomycota, Peronosporomycetes, Peronosporales, Peronosporaceae.
AUGGAUGUUAUUACAAACCUAUUCCACUGCACGAGCUUCGAUGGAGCGGCUGCUACCGCGUGUGUGAAGCGCUUUGAGGACCUGCAGCCGUACAUGCACCUGUUCAUGGACGACUGUACAGUCGAAGACGACGAAAGUGACGGUGACGACUCCACUACCAACCCAAAUGCCAAAAAACCCCGGCGUAUUCCACUUGUUGACCUCAUACCCUCACCAAGCGAGCAGCGAAAAAUCUUCGCGGUACUCAACGAAAUGAGUGCUUUUGACGUGAUAGCAUGCCGGCUUCAACGCAAGGAUGUGACAAUUACUACCGUGCGCGACACCUUCGAUGUUGUUUUGGAUGACCAUGAAGACAUGGAUUACUAUUUGGCCGCUGGUGGAGAAGUGGUUGAGUGUCCAGACUUUGAAGCAGGGUUGGCCAAGAUUCAAUGUGGAGCCGAAAAAACGCUGCUUGUACCGGAGAGGCAUGCAGUUGCUCGUUUACUGCGCUCACCGGCCGGGCAAUCUGACCAACGGCGAAAUACUGUACCAGCGUCGCUCUCGAAGCGAAAGAGAACUGCUGGGGAGCUUGACCAAGCAAUCGCUAAGAAGGCACGAAAUCGCGGGACAAAGGAGUCCAAGUACAUCGAAGCUAACUGGAUCCCGACGACAUUCGUGGUGGCGGAGCGAUUUUCCUCGAUGGUCAAAAGCUCCAUAGGGUACCUACGGAAAAGUAUGAGUGCGUCCACUUUGGAAACGGUAAUGUUUCUAAAGCUAAACUGGGACUUGGUUACACUCGGAUCCGUAUCAGCUGCAAUUGAAAACUCCAAGAAUACAGAGUGGAGCAACCAGGUAGAUGACAUUGACGCAAUGUAA